Molecule: messenger RNA, 2015 nt
Organism: Capsella rubella
Lineage: Eukaryota; Viridiplantae; Streptophyta; Magnoliopsida; Brassicales; Brassicaceae
Product: signal peptide peptidase-like 5
Biological process (GO): membrane protein proteolysis
Cellular component (GO): cytoplasmic side of endoplasmic reticulum membrane; lysosomal membrane; lumenal side of endoplasmic reticulum membrane
Molecular function (GO): aspartic endopeptidase activity, intramembrane cleaving
Source: RefSeq, a predicted model, not a curated record
AAAAGGACAAAAACAAAUAAAAGAUGGCUUUUGGUCGGAGUUUUCUCUCUGGUUUUGUAACAACGAAGAUGAACGGAGAAUAAUUUCUUCCUCUUUUCCUUUUUUUCUCUUCCUUCCACAAUCAUUCAAAUUUUCUUCUUCUCUCUCUCUCUCUCUCUCUCUCUCUCUCUCAAUUUCUCACGGUGGCGAUGUCAUUACCUCCGUUUAGCAGCCGUCUUCUCGCGGCGGCGGUUGCCCUCUAUCUAAUAGGUCUGUUUUGCGUGGGUGCUGACACGAAAGGUGAUACCGCUCCGAAAAUUCCUGGUUGUUCCAAUGCGUUUCAAUCGGUCAAAGUCGAGAAUUGGGUUAACGGAGAAGAAGGUGAGAGUUUUACGGCCAUGACUGCUCAGUUUGGUGCCAUGCUUCCCUCUGAUAAAGACAAAGCUGUUAAACUUCCGGUUUCUCUUACCACUCCUUUGACCAGUUGCUCCAAUUUAACCUCAAAGCUAUCUGGUUCUAUUGCGUUAUCUGUGCGUGGUGAAUGUACUUUCACGGAUAAGGCUGAAGUUGCGCAGGCAGGAGGAGCUGCAGCUUUGGUGUUAAUAAACGAUAAAGAAGAGCUGGAAGAGAUGGUUUGUGAUGAGAAAGAUACUUCCUUGAAUGUUUCUAUACCUGUUUUGAUGAUUCCAACGUCAUCUGGAGAUGCACUGAGGAAAUCCAUUUUGCAAAAUAAGAAAGUGGAGCUUUUAUUGUAUGCUCCAAAGAGCCCAAUUUUGGAUUAUGCAGUGAUCUUCCUCUGGCUCAUGUCUGUUGGAACAGUUUUCAUUGCUUCUGUUUGGUCACAUGUCACCAGUCCUAAGAAGAAUGAUGAGCAAUACAAUGAAUUAUCACCCAAGAAAUCUUCAAAUGACGAGGCUAGCAAAGCUGCUGAAGACGAAACUCUUGAUAUCAGUGCUAAAGGUGCUGUUAUCUUUGUCAUAUCAGCGUCCACAUUCCUCAUUUUGCUCUUCUUCUUCAUGUCAUCGUGGUUCAUCUUGAUCCUGACCAUAUUUUUCGUCAUUGGUGGUAUGCAGGGAAUGCAUAUUAUUAUCACCACACUCAUAAAAAGGAGAUGCAACAAAUCUGGCCAAAAGAAUGUAAAACUCCCUCUGCUUGGGAAUACCUCAAUUCUCUCACUCGUGGUUCUGUUAUUCUGCCUUGCGGUUGCUGUCGUCUGGUUUAUCAAGCGCAAAGCUUCGUACGCAUGGGCAGGCCAAGAUCUUUUUGGUAUUUGCAUGAUGAUAAAUGUCUUGCAAGUGGCUCGGCUACCUAAUAUCAGGGUUGCUACCAUUCUUCUCUGUUGUGCAUUUUUCUAUGACAUCUUUUGGGUAUUCAUAUCACCACUAAUUUUCAAGCAAAGUGUUAUGAUUGCGGUUGCACGUGGGAGCAAAGACACUGGAGAAUCUAUUCCCAUGCUUUUGAGAAUACCACGGCUUUCUGAUCCAUGGGGUGGUUACAACAUGAUCGGCUUUGGAGACAUUCUUUUCCCAGGUCUUCUCGUAUGCUUUAUAUUCAGAUAUGACAAGGAAAAUAACAAAGGAGUCUUGAAUGGAUAUUUCCCAUGGUUAAUGUUUGGGUACGGACUUGGCCUUUUCUUAACAUACUUGGGAUUGUAUGUUAUGAACGGACACGGACAACCUGCAUUGCUCUAUCUUGUCCCUUGCACGCUUGGAAUCACGGUCAUUCUGGGGUUGGUGAGGAAAGAACUCAGGGACUUGUGGAACUAUGGGACUGAAAGCAUUCAGCAUUCAGCUGCAGAUGUAAAUCCAUCUCCAUAAGCAGAAAUUGGCUUCAAACAUGAAUUGAAAAAGUCAGAACUCUAGAAACUGAAAAGAAGAAAAAAAAAAAAAAUCAUCAUGUUUUUCUUUCUUUCACCCCAUAAAUCUAAGAAAUCUACACUUUUGAUGCAUAUACGUGUAGUCUCGAGCCCACCAGACGUAUAUAAUGUAAUGUAUAUUCAUCACCAACUUCUGUAUCUAUUGAACAAGUUUUGUAUA